AUGAGUGUUGAAGAAAUCGAGGAAUCAUUUAAUAAACGCAAAUCAAUUAAAUUGAAGCAACGAUUGCUUGUUAUGCAAGAGGAGGUACAGCAUCCUGAUAUUGAUAAAUACGAUGAGGUUGCCUUAUCCGUAAAGGUGGAAUUGCUGGAUAAAUUGUAUUCAGAUUUUGAAGUCGUGCAUGAUCGUCUAGAACGAGAAAAUUAUGAGGAAAUGGAAAGCACUCUACCGGCAGAAGUCUCUGCGAUAUAUACGACAAUCAAGACGACUCUGACGAGAAAAAUUAUGACACUUCGAUCAAAUCCAAAUAACCAAAACCCACCACUGUUAAGACAAUCUACAAUAAAUGAAUCGCUGCCAUCAUUUUUGUUACCAGUACAAAAAACGCGUUUGCCAAUUAUACAAAUUCCAACAUUUAAUGGCAUUUAUACUGAUUGGCCGGAUUUCUUUUCAAUGUUUGAAACUGUUAUUGGCAACGAUGAUGACUUGUCCAAAAUUGAAAAAUUUCAACAUCUUAAAACAUGUCUUGGCGGUUCAGCAUUGGAUUCUAUUCGUUCGUUGGAAAUUAGUGCUACAAAUUACGAUAAAGCUAUUGAAAUAUUAAAAAGUCGAUUUGAUAACAAACGUUUAAAUUUUCAGGCACAUAUAAGGGACAUUGUGGCAAUGAGCAAUGUCGAAGUUGGAUCUGUUGGAAAGUUGCGACAUCUAAGUGACAGCGUAAAUUCUCAUUUAAGAGCUUUGUUAACAAUGGGUACUAAGGAGCAAAUUGCUGAUUGCUUGCUGAUUCAUAUAAUUGGCCGUAAGCUUGAUAUUACAACACAAACUAAAUGGGAGGAAACUACACCUGUAAAUGAAAUACCAACAUGGGAGCUUAUGGCAAAAUUUCUGCAAGCUAGAUGUCAAACUAUGGAAAAUGUGGAGAAUUCUGUUGUAAAUGAAUCAUCAAACAAACAGGUGGGAUCUAAAUUAUAUCAUUACACUAACAAAAGUAAAAAAUCAUUAGUAGUUUCGACUAACUCACAAAAGGUUUGUCCCAUUUGCAAUUCUCCGUCGCAUGCAAUUUAUAGUUGCCCUCAAUUUCUGUCAAAAACACCAUCUAUGAGAUUUAAGGACGUCAAACGUUUAAAUUUGUGCAUUAAUUGCCUUAGAAAAGGCCAUACCAUUAAGACAUGUGUUUCAAGUGGUUGUCGGCACUGUUCAUUAAAACACAACAGUUUGCUUCAUAUGGAUACUUUACCCAACUCACAAGAAAAUCAUUUGUCUAGCAUAACCGUAAGUGACAAUUCUAACGGAAAUGUUUCUUUAAACUCGAAUUUAGCAUCAUCUACUUCAGCUCCGACUAACAAUAUAACCUCUACAAAUUCUUUGCCUCAGUCGUCAUUAAUAGUUUCAAACUGUACACCUAAAAAAGGACAUGAUCCAACAACAAUAUUGGCAACCGCUAUAGUUUUUGUUAAAAACGGUGUUGGUUCACUUAUUCCAUGCAGAGCUAUUCUCGACUCUGCCUCACAAGCUAAUUUUAUAACAACAAAUUUCGUGAAUAAGUUGCAACUUAAAACCAAACGUGCAACAACACUCGUAUCAGGUAUUGGCCAGUCGAAUUUUGCUUCAGGAAAAAUCGUUAGUAUUUUUAUUCAGUCACGAACUUCAAACGUCUCAGCUUAUUUGUCAUCCGUUGUAGUAUCAGCCAUUGUAGAUAAUCAGCCACCAUUUUCAAUAAAUAUCUCCAAAUGGAACAUUCCCACUAACAUCCAGUUGGCAGACCCACUGUUUUUUAAAUCACAACAAGUUGACCUAUUAAUAGGUGGAGACUUAUUUUUUGAGUCGUUGUGUAAUGGAAAAAUUCAUAUUGGGGCAGGGUUGCCACUUCUACAAAAAACUGAAUUUGGAUGGGUUGUUGCUGGUGGAGGACUGCAACUAAAGAGAAGAAAUUGCUGUCUCAUGGGUGUUAUAAUUAAUGAAAACAAUACUUAUGAAAAUAAUUUGGAUAAUUUUAUUCGUCGAUUUUGGGAAAUUGAAAAUCAUAUGGAUGUAGUUUCGAAGAUAACAAAGGAAGAAAAAGAAUGUGAAAAUUAUUUUGUUAAAACCUACAAUCGUUUGAGUUCCGGCGAAUUUGUAGUUCGUUUACCAUUUAAAACAAGUCCACAAGCCCUUGGCGAAUCAUACAAAAAUGCCCUUUGUCGUUUUAAAAAUUUAGAAAAACGUUUAAAUCAGUAUGCAGAACUAAAAUCUCAAUAUAGUUCAUUUAUUAAUGAAUAUAUUGAACUUCAGCACAUGUCAUUGGUAGAAAAGUUUCCAGAAAACAUUUUAACGCAUUUUCUGCCACAUCAUUGUGUAACUAAGGCUGAUAGUUCGACAACAAAAUUGCGUGUCGUCUUCGACGGUUCAGCUAAAACCUCAACUGGAGUUUCACUCAAUGACAUACUUAUGUGUGGCCCUAAUAUACAGCCUAAUCUUUUCGACAUUUUGUUACGUUUUCGCUCUUUUAAUAUUGCUCUCACUGGGGAUAUAUGCAAAAUGUAUCGCUGCGUUAAGGUUUUAUAUCCAGACAAUUUUCUUCAAUGUAUAUUGUGGCGUAAUCAUGUUGAUGAUCCAAUAAAGGUCUACAAAUUAGAUACUGUUACAUAUGGCACUAAAUCUGCUUCUUUUCUUGCUGUUCGUGCAAUGCGCCAGCUAGCAAAGGAUGAAUGUCACUUCUUCCCUUUGGGAUCAAAAAUUGUGCUUCGUGAUUUUUACGUCGAUGAUAUGAUAUCAGGAGGAGACUCUAUGGAAGAGGUAAAUCAAAUUCUAGAAGAAACAACACAAUUGCUUAAAAAAGGAAAUUUUAAAAUUCGUAAAUGGUGUUCUAACGAUCCUCGGAUUCUUAGUAAAAUUAAAGAUGAAGAAAAGGAAAAGUUUCUAAAAUUUAAAGAUGGUACCGAUGUAACAAAAACGCUGGGAUUGAUAUGGGAACCAAAUAGCGACAUAUUUCUAUUUUCAUUUGUACCAUCUGUAUCUUCAAAUAAAAUUACCAAAAGAACGGUUUUAUCAACCAUAGCCAGAUGUUAUGAUCCUCUUGGCCUUAUAGGACCAGCUAUUGUUCAGACUAAAAUUUUCCUUCAGCAUUUGUGGAAAGAAAAGAUUGACUGGGACGAUAGUCUCCCACAGCGGCUCCAGUCUGCAUGGAUUAACUUGUGUUCCGAAUUCAAUGACAUAGAAGAGUGCAAAUUUCCAAGAAGAGUAAUAACGCCUGGUGGUCAAAUUCAAAUCCAUGCAUUUUGUGAUGCCAGCCUGUCAGCAUACGGCGUUUGUGUUUAUAUACGCAGUGAGUACAAUGGUGUUGUCAAUUCCAAUAUUCUUUGCUCUAAGUCUCGUGUAGCUCCCACCCAAGUACUUACUAUUCCCAAAUUGGAGUUGUCGGCUGCACUUUUACUUUCGGAACUUAUGUAUUCUAUUUCUAACUUGCACAUAUUUAAUGGAAAUAUUUUUUGUUGGUCGGACUCAACAAUUGUCCUUUCGUGGAUCCAAGAAGAGUCAUCAAAUUAUCAAGUAUUUGUUUCAAAUCGCAUAAGCCGUAUCCAGUCAUUAACAUCAAAUAUGAAAUGGUUUUAUGUUCCUACAACUAUGAACCCCGCUGAUAUUUUAUCUAGAGGUGCAACACCGAAAGAAUUGUCGAAGUCAAAUUUAUGGUCAUGUGGCCCUGAAUUUCUAAAACAAGAUCAAGAGUUUUGGCCUUCACAACCUUCGGCAGUAACAAACUUACCAGAAAGACGAAAACAGGUUUUAAUUUUAACAUCAGCAACAUUUCUCGACAUAUCACUUAAUUGCAAAUAUAUAACAUCAUUUGGAAAAAUCAGCAGAGUUUACGCAUAUAUAUAUAAAUUUGGAGCUGUUAAUGUUUCGUGCCGUAGAGGUCCAUUAACAACAGAAGACAUCCACAAAGGAACCAAGUUAUUAAUUCGUAUGGUUCAAAGAUGUAAUUUUACUGUAGAAUGUGAAUGUUUGUGUCAAGGAAAACCUAUACCUUCAUCAAGUUCAUUAAUAUCUUUGAACCCAUUUAUGGACAAUUUUGGAUUGUUAAGAGUAGGCGGCCGACUUAAAAAUUCUGCACUUGACUUCAAUGCUCAACACCCAAUAAUUAUUCCAAGGCAACAUCCAUUAACGGACUCAAUUAUAACAUAUUUUCAUGAAAAGAAUUUACAUGCUGGUCCACAGUCUUUAUUGGCAACAAUCCGAUUGCAGUAUUGGCCUUUAGGUGGCAGAAAGGUAGUGACCAGAAUUGUUAAUAAAUGUGUUCGUUGCUUGCAUUUUCGCCCUCGGGUGAUCGAACAUAUAAUGGGCAAUCUUCCACAUGACAGAGUACAAGCUCAUCGUGCUUUUUUGGUGACUGGUGUUGAUUAUUGCGGCCCUUUAUAUUAUCGUGCAGAAAUUCGAUCAAGAGCAAAAAUUAAAUGCUACAUAAGUCUAUUUAUUUGCUUCAGCACCAAGGCUGUACAUCUGGAGCUUGUAAAAGAUUUAUCAACUCAAGGUUUUUUAGCUGCGCUUAAACGUUUUAUCAGCAUUCGAGGUAGGCCGAAAACCAUUUGGUCUGAUAACGCUACAAAUUUUGUUGGCUCAAGAAAUGAAUUACAAGAGCUUAAGCAACUGUUUCUAAGCCAACAGCACUUAAAUGCUGUACAUGAAGAAUGUUUAGAAAAUUUAAUAGAUUGGAAAUUUAUACCACCAAGAUCACCUCACUUUGGGGGCCUUUGGGAGGCUUCAAUCAAGGUCGCAAAAUUUCAUCUUCUUCGCUCUAUUGGUCAGUCAGUUUUGGAAUUCGAUGAGCUACGCACAAUCAUAUGCCAGAUAUCAGCUAUUAUGAAUUCACGACCACUCUGUCCACUUUCAGAGAACCCUGAUGAUUUAGGUGUUUUAACUCCAGCGCAUUUUUUGAUUGGUGCCCCCAUAACUUCAGUUGUGGAACCAGAUGUGUCGAUGCUAAAUAUUCAUCGCCUAAGUCGUUGGCAACGGGUAUGCUUUAUGCAACAGCUAUUUUGGAAACGAUGGAGCACUGAAUACCUAACAAUUCUUCAACAACGUACUAAGUGGCAGGUUUCUUUAGAUAAUAUAACUAUCGGCACCAUGGUACUCCUAAAGGACGAAAAUCUACCACCUUUGAAGUGGCAAAUGGGCCGCGUAUUGGAAGUUAUAAAAGGUGAUGAUUGUGUCGUGAGAGUGGCUGUAAUAAAAACUGCUAAUGGUAUUAUUCGACGAGCGGUAUCCAAGAUAUGUAUUCUACUCAAUGAUGAUAUUGAAUCCUCAAAGAAUUCAAUGGGGGCAGGAUGUUUGAGUAAAUGA
Messenger RNA from Calliphora vicina (urban bluebottle blowfly), 5313 nucleotides. RefSeq lists its product as uncharacterized. Gene Ontology annotation, biological process: DNA integration. The transcript has a single exon. NCBI's taxonomy places the organism in Eukaryota, Metazoa, Arthropoda, Insecta, Diptera, Calliphoridae. Bases 1 to 5313 code for a protein of 1770 amino acids. The record is from RefSeq and is a predicted model, not a curated record. Gene Ontology annotation, molecular function: nucleic acid binding.